This is a messenger RNA of Alligator mississippiensis (American alligator), 9355 nucleotides long. It is a transcript of the gene ZNF236, whose product is annotated as zinc finger protein 236. Gene Ontology annotation, molecular function: DNA-binding transcription factor activity, RNA polymerase II-specific; RNA polymerase II cis-regulatory region sequence-specific DNA binding. Gene Ontology annotation, biological process: regulation of transcription by RNA polymerase II. Gene Ontology annotation, cellular component: nucleus. Lineage: Eukaryota; Metazoa; Chordata; Crocodylia; Alligatoridae. The record is from RefSeq and is a predicted model, not a curated record. The transcript has 34 exons. Bases 2128 to 7737 code for a protein of 1869 amino acids.
UGUGCCGCGACCCGGCCCUACGUGGCCCUGUGCAGGGAUCCCGAUCCCGGGGCUCAGCGCAGUGUCACAACCAAACCCGCCGUACCCCGCUGUGGCUCGGGCCGGGCGGCAGCUGUGAAGUGGCCUGGGAAGCCGGGAGGAGGUUCCCCCAACGCGGGGGGGGGGGGUUGGCGACGCGGCCAUAAAGGCCAGGGCCGGUCUCUCCCCUCCCUCCCGUUACAGGGGGGGAACCCCUUAAUGCGCAUUAACAGCUGCAACGGCUGCUGCGUGUUUUAGUUUUGGGGAUAAUCGUAUCUAAAGGGCUUUUCUGCCCCCUCUUCAGUUAUUGGCACUGGCUCCUCGCUUUUCUUGCUGCGUUUUUUUCCCUGUUCCAUUUUAGCCCUCAUCAGCUUGGUGGGGGUGGCUUUUUUAAAAAUGUUUUAUUCCACUUGGAAGAAAAUCCUAUGUUCUGGCAGCAACUUCUGUACUGUGGCCUUUUCAUCACUGUCGUGGCCUCCCCCCUCUCCCCCCCCGCCAUGGGGGGUGGGCGUGGGAAGAGAGGACACACCUGUGAUUUUAAACCCCCAAAGUCUAGCUGUGUCAAAUGAACCUCACCUGAAAUUGAUUCUAAUUUGCCUUGAAAGGGAUUUGAUUUCAGACACUGGCAAAACAAAAUUCCUCAAAAAGAGGGAGAGGUUUUCUUGGCGUGUUUCAAUGCUGCAGACUGGAGCUUGAUUUUUGCAGUGAGGUGUGGGUGCAUAGGUGAACCCUGCCUCUGUCUGGUUUGCUUUGCAGGUGAACCUGGGGACCUUCUUACUUGAGUGUUAUUGUGCUGUGAAAGGAUUUCCCCCUUUCCUUCCUUUCCUAUGCUGGGUAUAGGAAACACAUGAUGUACGUGGGGAGAUGUUUAGUUUGCAUGUAUUUAAAAGACUUUCUUCUGAACAGCUCUGUUCAGUUGUCUUAAACUAAAAGUUGAUUCAAAUAAUUAAGUCAGGCAGCUUUGAUUUUAAUACAGGUUAGCUGUCAGUCAUAUAACUUAAGUGCCCUUGAUAACAGGGUCUGCUUAUUUAAGCUUUCUUCAGUCUCUGUAAUCACUGUUUUUCAGUGAUUUUUUUUGUUGUUUUUGUUUUUUUUAAGGGUGUUAAUGGAUUUGGUUUGUAUUUAUUGUUCCCUGAAGUUAUACACAGGCUUUUUAGAAUGCGGGCAACGUCAAGUAAUAAAAAUGUGUAUGAUAUCGGAGGUAUGCUACAAGCUUACUACAAGACAUUUCCAUAGUACAGGGGUUCUCGAACUUUGUGAUGCCACGACCCCGAGUGCUGGAUGGCGGCGGUAGGGGACUGGGAGCUUGCACACACCAGCCGCCACCAUCUACCGCUCCACGCUGCUGCUGCGUGCCAGUUCCCCAAGCCCCCUUUUAAAUUGCUCAUGAACCCCUGGGGGGUUGUGACCCACAGUUUGAGAACCCCUGCCAUAGUAUAUAAGCAGUAAUAUACUGCAGUGUUGCUCAGCCUGUGUGGCCCCAUGGGCCAGGUGAAUGGUGUAGGGUUGGCCGUUUGCAUCAGAUCGCAUUCUGCACUCCAGAUCUGGCCUGGUGCGCACAGCCAUGUCAUCAGGCCCAUUGAGUUCCCUUGGAGCCUGAAUAUUUGGUGGUGGGGGAGCGGUGGCAGCAUUAAUUGCUGUGGCUCUGGGAGCAGUUAACGCUGCCACUGCUUCUCUGUUGCCAAAUUUCUGGACCCAUGGGCAGUGUUACAGGCUGGAUGACAUAGCUCCAGGGGCCGUAGGUUGAACAUUGUUAGUAUAUCCCGCAUUGUAGUACAGAGACUGUUUCGGGCAUUGAUCUUGGGCCAUUCCAUUACCUAGGUGCAGUUGGAUAUGCUGAUAACUAUUACAUGAAAGAAACAUUAGGGAUUGUGGCAGAAGAUUUGAGGGUAAUUCUUCUCACCAGCUUCUUCUCACCAGUAGAGCAAAGGGAGCAGAACGUGGCAGAGAAUCCAUCGCAGUUUAUCUGUUGAGACCCCUUGAUCUUUUCAAAAUGGUGUUCUGACACCGAAUACAGAGAACACUAAUUAUUCUUACCAAGUACGUAACUUCCAUAAGUGUGAGGUCUGUUUGCUGUCUUUUCCAAAAGAAACACAGUUCCAGCGCCACAUGAAGGAUCAUGAGCGAAACGACAAGCCUCAUCGGUGUGACCAGUGUCCAAUGUCAUUUAAUGUGGAGUUCAACCUAACACUUCACAAAUGUACUCACAAUGGGGAAGAUCCUACAUGUCCUGUGUGCAACAAAAAAUUCUCCAGAGUGGCUAGUCUCAAAGCUCAUAUUAUGCUACAUGAGAAAGAAGAGAAUCUUAUGUGUUCAGAGUGUGGAGAUGAGUUUACUUUGCAGAGCCAGCUAUCUAUACAUAUGGAAGAACAUCGUCAGGAAUUGGUUGGAAGCAGGACCCAUAGCUGCAAAUCCUGUAAGAAGGAAUUUGAGACUUCCUCACAGCUUAAGGAGCACAUGAAAACUCACUACAAAAUAAGGGUAUCGAAUCCUAGGUCUUACAACCGAAACAUUGACAGAAGUGGGUUUACAUAUUCAUGUCCACACUGUGGAAAGACAUUCCAAAAACCAAGUCAGUUAACUCGACAUGUUAGAAUACAUACAGGUGAGAGACCAUUUAAAUGCAGUGAAUGUGGAAAAGCAUUUAACCAGAAGGGGGCAUUACAGACCCAUAUGAUUAAGCAUACUGGUGAAAAACCCCAUUCCUGUGCCUUUUGUCCUGCAGCCUUUUCUCAGAAAGGCAAUCUUCAAUCACACAUACAAAGAGUUCAUUCAGAGGUGAAGAAUGGCCCUACAUAUAACUGUACUGAAUGUAGCUGUGUUUUCAAAAGCUUAGGUAGCUUGAAUACUCACAUCAGCAAGAUGCAUAUGAGUGGUUCACAGAAUUCUGCAAGCUCUACAACAGACUCGACUCAUGUUACAACGGAGUCUGUGUCCCAGCCUCUAACAACACCUCCUGCUAACCUCUUGCAACCUGUGGAUAAUAAGUGGAAGAGUGCCACCCAUUUUCGGUCUCCACUUCUUCAACAGACAGAAAACCAGGUAGCUUCAGCAGCUGGUCAUCAGGGGCAACAGGCUGUAACUGACGUCAUCCAGCAGCUCCUUGAACUAUCAGAGCCAAGUGCAGUGGAAAAUAACCAGCCCCAGCAACCUGGCCAGCAACUCAAUAUUGCAGUUGGAAUCAAUAGAGACAUUCUACAGCAAGCCUUAGAAAACAGUGGUCUGUCUUCAAUCCCAGUUUCUGCACAUCCUACUGACUGCAGCCAAAUUAAGACUCCUGCAGCCCAGGAUCAAAAUCCAGAUGUCCAGAAUAUCUCAAAUCACCAAGCUGACCCGAGUAAUGCAGAACAGGAUAAAGGACAAGAAAGUCUAGAUAAAAUGGAUAAAAAAGAGAAAAAGGUCUUAAAGAAAAAAUCACCAUUUUUACCUGGUUCUAUCCGUGAAGAGAAUGGAAUAAGGUGGCAUGUUUGUCCAUAUUGCUCUAAAGAAUUUAAAAAACCCAGUGAUCUAGUGCGUCACAUUCGCAUUCAUACUCAUGAGAAGCCAUUCAAGUGUCCCCAGUGUUUCCGCGCCUUUGCUGUAAAGAGUACCCUUACAGCACACAUAAAAACGCACACUGGCAUUAAAGCCUUUAAGUGUCAGUGUUGUAUGAAAUGUUUUUCCACCUCAGGAAGUUUAAAAGUUCAUAUUCGUCUACAUACAGGUGUUAGACCUUUUGCUUGUCCUCACUGUGAUAAAAAAUUUAGAACAUCUGGCCAUAGGAAAACUCACAUCGCUUCACACUUUAAACACACUGAACUAAGGAAGUUGCGACAUCAGCGCAAACCUACAAAAGUUCGAGUUGGAAAAACCAGUGUUCCGGUACCAGAUAUUCCUUUGCAAGAACCCAUACUCAUCACUGAUUUAGGUCUUAUCCAGCCAAUCCCCAGGAAUAGCCAGUUCUUCCAAAAUUAUUUUAAUAAUGGUUUUGUGAAUGAAGCAGACAGGCCAUAUAAGUGUUAUUAUUGUCACCGAGCAUAUAAAAAAUCUUGCCACCUUAAGCAACAUAUCAGGUCACACACUGGUGAAAAGCCAUUUAAAUGUUCUCAGUGUGGAAGAGGUUUUGUGUCAGCUGGGGUGCUAAAAGCACAUAUCCGUACGCAUACUGGAUUGAAAGCUUUUAAGUGUCUUAUUUGUAACGGGGCCUUCACUACUGGCGGUAGCCUCAGGCGACACAUGGGGAUCCAUAAUGAUCUUCGACCAUACAUGUGUCCAUAUUGUCAGAAAACAUUCAAAACUUCGUUAAACUGUAAAAAGCACAUGAAAACACAUAGAUAUGAACUUGCACAACAGCUUCAGCAGCACCAACAAGCUGCUUCAAUAGAUGAUUCCACAGUAGAUCAGCAGAGCAUUCAUGUUUCUACACAGAUGCAAGUGGAGAUUGAGAGUGAUGAGUUACAGCAAUCAGAAGCUGUUACAACAGAUCAGCAAGCUAUUUUAGAACUAGAUCAACAGCAAGUAGUUGGGACAGAAGAAGCAGCACUGGGGCAACAAUUGGCUGAUCAGCGAUUAGAGCAAGAUGAAGAUAGGUUUGUGACAUCUCAGCACACUUUACAGGAAAACAUGAAUCAAUUUGAUCAGCAAGCUAUAGCACAGCAGUCAUUUGAUCAGCAGGGAUUAUCACAAGGUUUUACAGUGAAUGAUAGCUACAAUCAGCAGAAUCAAUUUCCAGCUGUGCAGCAGCUACAGGAUUCAAGCACACUUGAAUCUCAGGCUCUUUCAACAAGUUACCAUCAGCCAAAUCUGCUUCAGGUUCCAAACACAGACACUAUUAAUGUAACUACUCGCCUGAUACAAGAUCAGUCACAAGAAGAACUUGAACUGCAUAACCAACGCCCCCAUUUUCUUGAGGAUAGUGAAGAUCAAAGUAGGCGUUCCUACAGAUGUGAGUAUUGCAACAAGGGUUUUAAGAAAUCCAGCCAUUUGAAGCAGCACGUGCGAUCACAUACUGGCGAGAAGCCCUAUAAGUGCCAACUGUGUGGCCGUGGGUUUGUUUCCUCAGGAGUUCUUAAAUCACAUGAGAAGACCCAUACAGGAGUUAAAGCAUUCAGCUGUAACAUUUGCAAUACAUCCUUUACUACCAAUGGCAGCCUUACCAGACACAUGGCAACUCAUAUGAGCAUGAAGCCUUAUAAGUGUCCAUUCUGUGAUGAGAGUUUCCGAACAACUGUUCACUGCAAAAAGCACAUGAAAAAACACCAGGCAGUUUCCUCUGCAGUAACAACAGCUGGAGAGGCAGGAGGAGGAGGAGCUGUAGGGUUGGAAGAAGAUGAUGAAAAUUCUGAGAGGACCUCUAGAAAGUCUCGGCCUGGGGUCAUCACUUUCACAGAAGAAGAAACAGCAGAACUUGCAAAAAUUAGACCUCAAGAAAGUGCUACAGUCUCAGAAAAAGUUCUUGUCCAGUCUGCUGCAGAAAAGGAUAGAAUUAGUGAGAUCAAAGAUAAGCAAGCAGAACUGGAAGCAGAGCCCAAAUAUGCCAACUGUUGUACAUAUUGUCCUAAAAGCUUUAAAAAGCCAAGCGACUUAGUCAGGCAUGUUCGCAUCCACACUGGAGAGAAACCAUACAAAUGUGAUGAAUGUGGAAAAAGUUUUACAGUGAAGUCUACUCUUGAUUGUCAUGUAAAAACACACACAGGCCAGAAGCUCUUCAGUUGUCAUGUAUGCAGUAAUUCUUUUUCUACCAAAGGGAGUCUAAAAGUGCAUAUGCGUCUGCAUACUGGAGCAAAGCCAUUUAAGUGUCCACACUGUGAUUUACGGUUUCGUACUUCAGGGCGCAGAAAAACCCACAUACAAUGUCAUUAUAAACCAGAGACCAAGAAGGUCAGGAAGCCUGUCACCCGUGCCUCAGCUGAGGGACUGCAGCCAGUGAAUCUUCUUAAUUCUUCAUCAACAGACCCCAAUGUUUUCAUAAUGAAUAACUCUGUUUUGACAAGUCAGUUUGAUCAAAAUUUGCUUCAGCAAGGACUUGUAGGGCAGGCUAUCCUCCCUGCUUCUAUGUCAGCUGGAGGUGACUUAACUGUGUCCUUGACAGAUGGCAGUUUGGCCACUCUUGAAGGAAUACAGUUACAGCUUGCUGCUAAUCUGGUUGGACAGAACGUUCAAAUUUCUGGAAUCGAUGCUGCUAGUAUUAACAACAUCACAUUGCAGAUUGAUCCCAGUAUCUUACAGCAAACACUGCAGCAGAGUAAUCUACUUGCCCAACAGCUAACUGGGGAUUCCAAUAUGCCCGCACAGAACAGUUCCCUCCAGGCACCAGACAACACAGUGCCAGCUAAUGUGGUUAUCCAGCCCAUAUCAAGCCUAUCUUUACAGCCCACAGUUACCUCUUCAGCGAAUAUGACGAUAGGAUCCCUUUCUGAGCAGGAAUCUGUGUUGACAACUAGCAGUAGUGGUGCACAGGAUCUCUCUCAAGUGAUGACCUCUCAGGGCAUGGUGUCCACGUCAAAUGGUCAACAUGAGAUAACAUUAACUAUAAAUAACUCAAGUUUGAGUCAAGUCCUAGCACAUGCUACUGGUACCUCCACUACAAACUCAUCAGGAAGUCCACAAGAAAUUACUCUUACUAUUUCUGGUCAAGAUCUUAUUCAGCAUAAUUCUUCUGGAAGUAAUGAUAUGAAUGGGAGCUUAAGACUGACGACUCCAGCAAUCAGCAAUCAGUCAACAGGUGCUACUAUAACUAUAAGCAAUGAUCAGCUUCUCUCUCAGGGUACAUCACUGAACACUUCAGAGCUUAAUACAUCAGGUGGAAACCUUCCUUCAACACCACCUAUGUCUCAAUCUACUGUUUCUUCCCAGAACUUAGUAAUGUCUUCAUCAGGGGUUGGAGGAGAUGGCAGUGUCACCUUGACCCUUUCUGAUACUCAGGGCAUGUUGUCUGGUGGUCUCGAUGCAGUUACACUUAAUAUCACUUCACAGGGUCAGCAGUUCCCUGCCUUACUGACAGAUUCCAGUCUCUCCAACCAGAAUGCAUCAGGCUCGCAGCAAGUCAUACUAGUGAGCCAUACACCACAUUCAACAUCUGUAAACUCAGAUGAAAUAACAUAUCAGGUUACUGAGGUUUCUCCUAACCUGACUAAGGGCACUCAAGCAGAAAGAGAAGGUCGAGUACACCAGUGUUUUGAAUGUAAUCAAACCUUUCCAUCAACUACCAUGUUAAUGCACCACAGUAAAGAGGUUCAUGGCAAGGAGAGAAUCCAUGUCUGCCACAUCUGCAAUAAAGCCUUUAAACGGGCAACCCAUCUGAAGGAACACAUGCAGACCCAUCAGGCUGGACCUUCACUAAGUUCUCAGAAGCCAAGAGUUUUUAAAUGUGAUACUUGUGAAAAGGCUUUUGCUAAGCCAAGUCAGCUGGAGAGACACAGCCGUAUUCACACAGGGGAGCGUCCAUUUCAGUGUACACUUUGUGAAAAAGCCUUUAACCAGAAGAGUGCGCUUCAAGUGCAUAUGAAAAAGCAUACAGGAGAGAGGCCUUACAAGUGUGAUUACUGUGCAAUGGGCUUUACACAGAAAAGCAAUAUGAAACUCCAUAUGAAAAGAGCUCAUGGCUAUGUUGGUACUGUACAAGAAUCUGCCAGUCACCAAGAACAAGAAGGGGAAGACAUUAAUCGUGCUUUGAAUUUAGAAGAGGUGGUUCAAGAAUCCUCAAAUGAAUGGCAGAGUAUAAGCAAUGUAUUUCGGUGACACUUGGAUGAAAGCUUAAAAGGCUUUCAGGACUUGAAAAUUCUCUACAUAAUUUUUGAGAAAAGUAAAGAAUAUGGAUUUUACAGUUGAAGCUUCAAGCAUUGAAACCAUUAACAGUAGAAUAAUAUAUUAUAGGUUUUUUUUAAUUAUUUACAAAAAGUACCUAAAGAAUCAUUGUCUUUUGUAAGCUUGUAGAACAAUAUUGGGAAUCCCCUCCCCCCCCCCCCCAAAUCAAUUAAUUUGUGCUAAGUUGUCUACAAAUCAGUGAACUCAGGUAAUAUAUGCAGUUUCAUCUUCUAAUUCACAGUCAGUGUAUCUACUUGAAAAAUUAACUGGAACUUCAUGUCAGGAAAGAGUGGUUCCCCAGUAUUAGCAAAGUAUGACCUCCAUGAAAUCUCAUUAAUUUUUUUUAGCGUAUAAAGAAAUAUUUGGCAUUGGAAAGAAAAAUGUUAAAAAGUAGAUGUAUGCAGUACAGAGUUGAAUUUUACAUGUCACAGGAAAUUGUUACAUUUCUGUUUUUAACCUCUUGGUGCGUUUUAAGACGUGGUAGAAAGUGAAUUCCUAUUGCAUUACAGGACAUUUCUGAAGCUAACCUCUAGAAAGAGGUGGGUCAUUUCUAUUCUGAUUUCAAAGACAGAUGGCCAUUAUUUUUACAUUAAAAUGUCUGAGGCUUCAAACUCAGCAAUAAAAACUCCAAGAGAAUUCAACUAGAAGAUGAACUGAUUGAACAUCACCUUUUUGUUUUCGGUAUGGAUCAGCAGAUGCAUAUCUCAGUAUCUGUGGAAAGCACAGCCAUAUACUAAGCAUGAUAAAUAGCAUAAACUUUUACAUUUAAUAGCUUGCAGGAAGUGAACUACACAACAGGUUGCUUCAGUUUAACAUAGAAGUAAUCUGUAGUGUAAAAAGUUACAGUACCAAGUCCAUAAAAUCCUUAUUUUCUUUUUAAUCAAUUCUGAAAGUAUUUUACUUCUUUAAAUCAUUGUUUCAGUAAAACUACCUAGUUAAUUUAGUGCUCACCUGAAACGUGCCAUUUAUUUAGCGUAUUCAAAACAAAGAAACACUGGAAUAAAUAUGUCAUCUUUUAGACAUUCCAAAGACAGAAAGCUCUUUUCUUACUUUUACUUUGUUCCUUUGAAUUUAUUUAUAUUUUAUAUAUAUAUAGUGUGUGUGUACAUAUAUAUAUAUAUAUAUGUAUAUAUACAGAUAUAUAAGCCUCUGUGUGGCUGUUCAGUAUAUUUUGUAAAUACUAAUUGCAGUUGCAGGAAGAGUUCAACAAAUUUUCAUCUUCAUAUGAACACUUCUAGAUCAGUGUUAGAUUUACUGUCUUGUAAAAUAGAGUUGGUUUUUAUUUUACUUCCUGAAAAAUAAUUGCCCUCAGAUCCAAUCUUUUCCCCACUUUUCUGUAAAUAUUAUCAAUACUUUGUGUAUGAUGAGACCUAGUCAUUUCAGAUUCCUGAAGGAAGAAAUCACUGCUGGUUUUGAUAGGGCAUCUCUUAAUUUCUUUUGUUAACUCUUGGCAUAUGUAUAUAAGUAAUAUAGCUGGUGAAUUAAAAUAACAUUUUUGUUAUGUGGAAUAUUUAAGUCAGAAAAAUGUUAAAUAAUAUUAAUUUUUUCCAAA